AAGCCACAGCCUCUUCAUUUUUUUUAUUUAUGUCUGAAAAAUUGUAAAUACUUGAAUUAAAUGAGUUUUUAAUGCUAUUUUAGCUUUCUUUUUUCAUCUAUUUUUUAUCAUUUUGAUAUAAAAAUGUGAUUUCUGUUUGCCUCUAUUGUGGAUAAUUUCAGGCUUUCAAAUUCCGGCGGUUGUUUAAGGUAUGAAGGAUUUGUUUCCGUAAGCAAUAAAUAUCUAUAAGAUUUUUAUAUUUUUUUGUUCAAUGGCCAAUCUAAACCGUGAUGAGCUGAUUUACAAGCUAAUUUGCCUGUUGUAACUUGUUUUGCCUGAUUUUACCGUUUUUGCUGAUCUGUAAUUCAUGGUUGAUUAAAGACGAUUCAUCAUCAAUUUACAUUUUAAUUUACUUGGACAACUGAUUGCAUUUCACCUUUAAAAAUAGCUGAGCAAACUAGUCUUACAAUUGUUUGCUGUUGGGUGUUGACAAUUUAGAAAUUUUAAGAAACCAAUUUUUAUUUUAUUUCAAUUCUUCAUCAAAUCAUCAAAAUGAGUUUAUCAAGAUCUAAAAUAAGAACUAUUUUUGAUUGUGCUGACUGUUCCAAUACAGAUGCUGAGUGGGCUUCAGUUAAUAGAGGCGUUAUUGUAUGUGAUGACUGCUGUAUUGUACAUCGUAAUAUGGGAAGAGAAGUUUCUCAAAUUAAAUCUAUCAAGAAGAGCCAAUGGUCUUCCAGUGAACUUCAAAUGGUUAUUAAUCUCUAUAACAGUGGAAGUAACUCAAUUUGGGAAUAUACUUUGCUUAAUUCAGGAAGCAACUCUUUAACUUCAUCUCUCACGCAUUCAAUGAGAUCAUCUUUCCGUAAAAAACCAAAUCCUAAGGAUGGUCUAUAUCCAGCAAAAAAUGACUUCAUUAAGGCCAAAUAUCAGAAGCUUAAUUUUAUCAAGAAACCAGGACCCAAGGAUAGUGACAGUAAUAGUGAUGUUAGUGAAGAGCUUCAUUCAAGUGUUCGAAGUUCAAGUUUAAAAACAAGCUUACGGCUUUUGAUUGCUGGGGCUGAUCCCAAUUAUCUUCACCCUGCAAAGCAUAAUACUCCUUUGCAUGUUGCUGCCAAAUCUGGUCAACUAGCUCAAAUGGAACUGUUAUUCGCUUAUGGUGCAGAUCCGCUUAUUACUGAUCUAAAUGGCAAAACAGCUCUGGAUUAUGCUAAAAGUGCAUCACAUAAUGAUAUAGUUGAAAGAUUAAUUGAGUUUCAGUUUGAAUUGACUGACCGAUUAUCUCAUUUUCUCUGUGGUCGUAAACCUGAUCAUAAACAAGGUCAACACUACUUAAUUCCUCAAUUAUCUGAUGAUAGUAUCGAUCCUCCUGAAGACACACAUUUAGCUAAAACUAAACUUCAGGCUUUAACUAACAAACAGUUCGAGGAACUUGCCAAAGAUGUUUAUGAUGAAGUUGAUCGUCGUGAAUUAGAUGAAAUUUGGUUGCAGCUUCGCAAUCAGUCAACAGCCAGUCCAGAACAUAAUCUAGUUCCAUUUUUACCAGUUAAUCCAAUGUUCUCGUCAACGCGAAAUCAAGGCAGACAAAAGCUUGCUCGAUUUAGUGCAAAAAAUUUCACUUCUCUAUUAAUCGAUGUUCUUAUUGAGUCAAAAAGAAGGCAACUUCAUGCUCCCAAAAGUUCAGAUGCUCAUCCACCCCAUAAACUUCGAAUAACAAAUUCCCGAAUUGAAUGGUGCUUACAAAAUACCAGUGAUGAUGACACUGACCCAUUAUACGAUUCCGUUGCCUCGGAUGAUGAAAGAGAUUAUGAUGAAGUAGAAGAUGCCUCAGCAUUGAAGUCUAACCACAAAUUAGCAUCAAAUCAACAUAAGAGUGAUAACAAUAAUAGUUCGGAUCAAUAUCGCAUUUUACAAAACCAAUUGUCUAAAUCAGACUCACUUUUAAAAGAAUUGAUUGUUAGCAAUAAAGAUAUGAAGACUGAAAUCUCGACUUUGAAAAACAUUGUCAAUACCUUGGUCAACGAAAAUGCUCAACUUCGCUCUUUAGUAGUUACAUCGAAAAAUCAAACGUCUCAAGAGAUUCCUUUUACCAAUUCACCUGAACCAACAAAUGUCAGUCCUCAUCUUAAUCAUCAUCAUUAUUCUCAUGCACAUCAUUCUCCUGUAUUGGCACCUCGUUCACCAAACAAAAUUCUCAUGACUCGAGCUGCAUCUAUGUAUGACAAACCUUCAGGUGUUACGGAAAAAUCUCAAAUUACUCAUCAAACUCCGACUCACACGCCAGUUCCGCCAUCACCAGCAACAGUAUCUUCACCUCUUCGAAUACCUCAAUCAUGCAAUUCACCACAACCAGUCUCUAGAUCACCUAUUCAUGGUUUACAAGCAGCUCAUAGUAAUCAAAAGCUGGACCACGAAUCUUUCUCUAGUCAAAGCGAUUCUGAAUAUGCAGUUCUCUCGCCUAAACACAAUUCGAGUCAUCCACCAUCAUUUCCAAUAAAAGAAGAUGUUUUUCGUAAAACCGAACAAAUAACGAAAGGUAUUCAAGAACUACUUCAAGUAUCACUAGAAGGUAGACAAGAAGUGUUCAUAAAGUGUGCUGAAAAUAUUCAACAAGCCGUUUUCAAUAUGAUAGAUUUAUUUCCUGAGUCCCUGUCCGAUGGAGAACUGAAAAACAAAGAGGAACAAUUAUUCGAAAUUAUUGAAGCUUUACGUAAUAAUACUACCCGUUUAAUGUCCGAAUGUCAAGUGAGAAAUUCAAAACCAGACGGACACUCUGAAGUUGAAAAAAUUAUUGAUAGUGCAUACGAUAUCGCAAGAGUGGCCAAGCAACUUAUCAUGAUUUUAAAUGACCCUUAAUAGUGAUCAUCAUGAAGAAAGGAGAUAAUCUACAAUAUAGACAAAUUUUUUAUUAUAUAUUAAUAAUUGAUGCAGAUAAUUCUAACAAUUUUUACACAUUGAAUUAAUUUCUUGCCAGAAGAAUGAUAGAGAUGCAAUGAGCGUGUCAAAAUAUAUUCUCUAUUUUUAUCAUUAUACAAAUUCAAUCCCUAAUCUGAAAGAGUUGAAAAAUGUAAACUUGAAAAAGCUCAAUUAUCUUUAGUAAAUUUUUAAACCUUUUAAACUUUACCUUUUUUAUUAUACAAAUUGUAAACUCAAUUUUCAAAUUAUAUGUAAUUAAAUAAAACAUCAAAAAUGUUUUCCCUAAUAA
Molecule: messenger RNA, 3181 nt
Organism: Tetranychus urticae (two-spotted spider mite)
Lineage: Eukaryota; Metazoa; Arthropoda; Arachnida; Trombidiformes; Tetranychidae
Product: ARF GTPase-activating protein GIT1
Biological process (GO): regulation of G protein-coupled receptor signaling pathway; synaptic vesicle recycling; regulation of ARF protein signal transduction
Cellular component (GO): synapse
Molecular function (GO): small GTPase binding; GTPase activator activity
Source: RefSeq, a predicted model, not a curated record